AUGGAUAUGUUCUUGUUAAAUGAGUCCGGAGUUUCAAGCUCCCUAAUCGGAUCUCCGGAGGGAGCAAAUAGGAACAGAAACAUGAGUAACCAGAGAUCAAGGGCAAAACGUAUAAAAAGAAUAUGUACAUGGAACGUGAAAACAAUGGCCCAAGCUGGAAAAAUUCAGAACGCUUUAAGAGAAAUGAAAAUACUGGACAUAGAGAUUAUGGGUGUGAGUGAGAUGAGAUGGCCCGGUUCCAGCUACUGCAGUAUAGAAAAUUACAGAACAUAUUAUUCUGGAAAGGACGAUGGAAGGCACGAACAUGGAGUAGGAUUGAUUGUCAAUAAGGAGGCUGCCAGACUUGUUACAAAUUUUGUCCCUGUAAACGAAAGAGUCAUACUUCUACAAUUGAAUGCGUCCCCAAUAAACAUUAAUAUAAUCCAGGUAUAUGCACCUACCAGCGACCACAGUGAAGACGAAGUGGAAGAGUUCUACUCUCAGAUUAAGGACCUCAUAAAAAAACUACCUAAACAAGAGAUGCUCAUCUUGAUGGGUGAUUUUAAUGCCAAGGUGGGCAAGGGAAGAGAAGGGAAACACAUUGGACCUUACGGACUUGGUGUUAGAAAUGGAAGAGGAGAAACACUAAGCGUAUUUGCAUCCGAACACGACCUGGUAAUAACAAACACUUUCUAUAAAUUACCAGACAGACGGCUGUAUACCUGGACGUCUCCCAGAGACGACGGAGAAGACCACAUCAUUAGAAAUCACAUAGAUUAUAUCUUAGUAAAUCAACGAUAUAGAAAUAGCUUUACGAGCGUAAAAACGUACCCGGGAGCUGAUAUACAGUCAGAUCACAAUCCACUUGUGGGAGAAUAUAGGACGAAAUAUAAGAUCAUACAAAGAGCAAAACAGAUAAAACAUAAUAUAAGGAAACUUAAGAAUAAUACAAUAAGGGAACAAGUAAACAAGGACAUCAAUGACAGGUGCAGACAGAUUAAGGAAGAAAUUGUUAACUCAGAAGAACAAAUAAAGUCAAUUACCGAAACAGUAAGUAAUAUUAAAGACAAGUAUCUGAAAGGGGAAGAAAUAGAGCAUAAGUCAUGGAUGACAGAAGAAAUUUUGUUACUGAUGAAAGAACGAAGGAACCAAAAGAACAAUCCUGCAGCAUAUAAAAACAUACAGAAAGAUAUACAGAGAAAAAUUCGUGAAGCCAAACAGAAAGAAUUAGAUGAAAAAUGUCGCGAAAUCGAAAAGCAGGUUUGA
Molecule: messenger RNA, 1245 nt
Organism: Harmonia axyridis
Lineage: Eukaryota; Metazoa; Arthropoda; Insecta; Coleoptera; Coccinellidae
Product: craniofacial development protein 2-like
Exons: 1
Coding region: 1-1245 (414 amino acids)
Biological process (GO): chromatin remodeling
Cellular component (GO): nucleus
Molecular function (GO): catalytic activity
Source: RefSeq, a predicted model, not a curated record